ACGACUUAGAUCAGAUGAUAAGCGUACGUGUCACGAACCCAGUUCCCCCAACUCGUCUCCCCUUCUAAAUACAAACCCUUCUGUACCAAACAAUUCCUUCUCCUCCCACGCACCACACACACAAACAAGUGAUGGCUUCACCACUCCUAACGCCCGCAACCAAACCCCAAACCCUCACCAUAUUCAAAACUAAACCCACAACCACCACCACUUCCGCCGUUCCAACGCCACAGCAGCAACAACAACAACCUCUUCGCCGCCAAUUUUUGUCCCUAACAGCUGCAAUUCUGACUCCUAAAUGGCUGUUCCCAGUGAAUCCAGCAUUUGCUUCAUCCAAUGAUGAAGAGUAUGUCAAAGAGACUGAACAAGUAAUCAACAAAGUCAGAACCACCAUCACCCUGGACAAGAAUGAUCCCAGUGUUCCAUCUGCGGUGGCUGAGUUAAGAGAGUCGUCAAACACCUGGGUUGCCAAGUACAGAAGAGAGAAGGCCUUGUUGGGCCGGGCUUCAUUUCGGGAUAUAUACUCGGCCCUUAAUGCUGUAUCGGGCCAUUACGUCAGUUUUGGGCCCACUGCACCAAUUCCGGUUAAACGUAAGGCAAGGAUUUUGGAAGAAGUGGACACCGCAGAGAAGGCCUUACAGCGAGGCAGAUAAGUAAAUUACUACUUUUAAUUUCGAUAUUAUUAACUCGUCCGAUUUUUAUUUUAUUUCGAGAAUUUGAGGCCAUAAAUCCGAUUCACUUUCUGCAUAGAGAUUAUUAAUAAUUUAAUAUAUUCGAAAUGAAUGAUUAUGUGGCA
Molecule: messenger RNA, 796 nt
Organism: Tripterygium wilfordii
Lineage: Eukaryota; Viridiplantae; Streptophyta; Magnoliopsida; Celastrales; Celastraceae
Product: photosystem II repair protein PSB27-H1, chloroplastic-like
Exons: 1
Coding region: 132-653 (173 amino acids)
Biological process (GO): photosystem II repair; photosystem II assembly
Cellular component (GO): photosystem II; chloroplast thylakoid lumen
Source: RefSeq, a predicted model, not a curated record